AUGGAGCGUUGGCCUGGUGCGUUCAUUAUUGAGGCUUAUUCUAAGAACACCCGUACCCAAGUGCAAGAUAAAGGUUUUGUAUUCACUUCAAUAUUGGGCAAGUUUAGAGAAACAUUGUCAGCUUUAAAUGUGAAACGGUCUGGUCGUCCAAGGACUGUAACUACUCCAGAUAGUGUUGAAGCUGGACGCGUCGCUAUAAAUCAAAAUCCAAGUGGAUCUGUUCGUAAAAGGAUUGCGAUUGCGUAAAUCAUGU
Molecule: messenger RNA, 253 nt
Organism: Acanthoscelides obtectus
Lineage: Eukaryota; Metazoa; Arthropoda; Insecta; Coleoptera; Chrysomelidae
Source: the annotation of a GenBank genome assembly